Messenger RNA from Cygnus atratus (black swan), 7094 nucleotides. Its product is annotated as neurabin-1-like. Bases 1870 to 5862 code for a protein of 1330 amino acids. The record is from RefSeq and is a predicted model, not a curated record. Gene Ontology annotation, molecular function: actin filament binding. The transcript has 31 exons. Gene Ontology annotation, biological process: neuron projection development; calcium-mediated signaling; actin filament organization. Gene Ontology annotation, cellular component: postsynaptic density; cytoplasm; actin cytoskeleton. NCBI's taxonomy places the organism in Eukaryota, Metazoa, Chordata, Aves, Anseriformes, Anatidae.
CUCCGGCGCGGGGGCGGCCGCUGUGCCCUCGCCCCCUCGUCAGAGCCCGGCUUGCCGGUCCCUGUCCUUGCCUCACCAGAGGUGUCCUUGACGGGACUGGGAGGGGGAAUACAAGCCGGUUGUUGAAAACAAGCAGCUCAGGGUUAUUUCACCUGCUCUGCACACUUUGCUGUUUCCGUCCUUCCCCCAGCAUAAGCCCACACUAGCUGGAAGAAAGGUGGAAAAUGAGCCCGGGCAGUACAGUCUGUGAAUGAGAUUUAACAACUGAGGAUCCCAGCACACAGCAGGAGAAAGGUAUUACCCUGUGCUGAUUGAAGGGUCCCCAAACUGCGCAGAUAUGUUAAGACCUUCUGACUACCGAAACUGGACACCAGCUCAGUGCAUGUUCUCCUGAGGUAAAAGCUUGUUGGGACACCUACCUUCCUAUGGCCACACCCUGCAGGACUUCGUGACCUUGCAAUGAUGGACCUACAAUUCCGUGAUUCAUUGAGAGGAGUCAUGUCAUGCCAAGACGUGAACCAUCUGAUGCGGAGAGUUGAUUUAGAGCAUUCUGUGAACCCACUUCUGAACCCAAAACAAGGCCCCAGCUACAGAUGUCCUAUUUGCAUGAGGAGGAUACCAUAAAGAGGCAUAGUCACAGAUAAAUUCAAACCAAGAUAGCGUAUAGAACUUUACUGGCUGAAGCGGACAAGCUCCUCCACACUGCACCUUUGAGAUCCAAGCCAUCUCCAAGCUGAGCGCUGCAUCGCUGAGGUUGAUGCCUUGCUGUGUUGAGUUAGUAAGUCCUGCUGAGAGGCACCAAACACUGCUGCAGCAACAACCCUGAGUGAGCACAUCUUCCUGCAGCCCUUCAAAGAGUUCAGCAAUGAGCAACAUGAGUUUUCUUAUUAAGGAGACUGGAUGCAAAGACAAGAGACAUCCACACUCCCUCAGAACUCCAAGCACAGUUGUUCUCCAUUCCCUGGGGCACUGAAGCAAAGUAUUUUUGUGCUGCCAUGACACAGAAUAAGGUGUUAAUCAGCCUGUUGGCAACUGUGAUAAAGAAGCCCUCACUUGGUCUGUUUCUUCACCUGCAAAGCACAUAUGUUACUGGCAAGGCAAAUGCUGUUCAUUGGAAGCGUACUUGACAAUCGCCCAGUUUUACUUCCCAUGCUGUUACAUUUGAGACUUGGCCUCCUGAGCGCCAGUGGAGCACUGCUACCUCGCCAGCUCAUCGUUCCCGAUUGCAUAAGUGAUGGCAAACCACUCGCCUGCUGCUGGCUUGGAGGCAAAGAUAUAUCGACAUAAUUGCAGAUGCAUCUGGUGGUGAGCAACCGAUUCCUAUUUUCUGUCUACAUAAGGCUUGCAAAUGGCAUGUUUUAUAGUAUGAUGCAAGGAACCAUCAUGAAUAUUGUCCUGGGUAUCAAAAUUAAUCAGCUUUGAAAUUCAACUGCCGGUAUUUUACCUUGAGGCUCAGAAGAGUCUGGAGACUCAGGACUUAAGAGAUUCUUCGAAUGUUUUCUGCAGUGUGCUCUGGAGCUGUAGUGUAAGCCCUGUGUAUUGAAAGAUGGUGCUUAAGCCUUGCAUUAUUUCAACCCAACCUACAAACCUUAUGAAAAACUAACUCAGGAACACGUGGGAGAAAGAUCAAUGCUACUUUGUCCUAGAUGGCUUUCAGGACACCGGGAUCCGCGGAGCUGCCAGCCGGUGUGGCCGUUUGUGCGUUGUGAUUUCUUGCUCACGCAGCCCGGCUCGAUGUGAGCGUGGAGGCUCGCUGGGUGGCCGCCUUCCAGAUCUUCCGUAGGAGCCACACUGCCUGGUGUCGGAAGCUUUGUGCCCCUGAGGUUUCCUUCCCGUUCUCCAGGAGUCAAGGGAGCUCUGUCUCUGACAAUGAUGAAAACCGAGGGCAAAGGGGAAAGGACUUUAAGAAGUGCUUCUCCACACCGCAAUGCCUAUAAAUCUGACUUCCAUGCUAUCAAAUGCUCUUUUGAUGGAGUAAACAAUCCUGAAAACACUUCCAACAAAACAGGCUUGCAACAGAAGCUGAGCGCCUCUUCCAAUGGCGGGGGAAAUGACCCACACAGUAGAGGGAGGGCUGCCACUUACGGCAAUAGGGUUCACAAGAUCAAAAAUAUGUUUCUGCAAAUGGGAGGCUCUGCUUCCACACCCUCUUGUGAAAGCAGUCCACCUGCUGAGACCAAAUUAAUCAGCCGGACCACAGCAGCUGAAUAUGGACCUUCUCCAGGUAGCCCAUCUUUCCUCACUGUCCAAAAAAAUAAUCUCCACAAUACAAGUACCAGCCCCAACAGCAGUCCUGUGGAUUCGUUGUCUGUGCCUUCUACUGCCGACAAGGUCACCCGUAGCAAUGACGAGGCAGACCUGGACAAAGUUGCCCUGGCAGAAAAGUUUUCGGAGACGAGGAAGCUAUUUGAGAGAAAUAUAAAACAGCGAAGCUCAGUGGACAGAUAUUCUCCCAGCAAAUGUGAAAAAAAUGAAGAUAAGAGGAGACAUGGCUCUGCUUCUGAUUGCAGCAGCGUGGGGGACCACUUCAGUUUUAAUACUGAAGUCAGUCCUCCAGCUGCGCUGGAGAAAGUUGAAAAUCAAGGUAAUGAGUUGAGGCAGCAACAUACCAAUAAUGCUUCCAAAUCCUCCUUCCUGAAUGCAGGACCCAUUUCCAGGAGGCUUGAAAGCUUCCUGGGUGACAGUGAUACUGAAGAAUCCAAAGAAAUUUCCAAAAAUGAUAGUCCGAAUCAGGACCAUUUGAGAGAACCCUGUGGUUUGGAUUCAUCUGCUGCUGUUGAAAAAUGUCCAGAGAAGACUGCGUCCACCAAAGUGCCUGUGACCAUCAGAGAUGAGCUGAGUGAGGUACUUGAAAAAGAUAAGAAAGAGCAACUGGUGCUUGAGAGAAGCCUGCAGGAUAUGAGCAGCGUACCUGGUCAGGAGGCAAAGUGGAGAACAGAGACUGUUUUCUCAUGGGUUUCCCCCAUAGAGGGGACUUGUGUGGAGCUGGCUGUGCAAGAUGAAACCUCAGGGCAUGAGAAAGAAGGUUUGGAGAAAGAUCAUGUUCAUGAGGAUCAGCUGCUCAAAUACCAAGCACAGGAAGGGAAAAGGAGUGACUAUUCUGUGGAGGUAGUAGAAGAGUUUGCAGAAAACAGUGAGACCAAUCAGGAAGAAGUGAGAGAUGGGAUGUCUGGGAAGGAUGGUUCAGUUACACAAGGUCAGGGUGUUCUAGAGCGGGAAGGGGAUCCUGAAGAAGAUGAGGAACACGCAGUAGAAAAGCAGAGGGAGAACUUCAGCGCUUUUGGAAUAGAGAAUGCAGCUUUUGAUGAUGAUAGGGGCACAGAGCCAGAAAACCAAGGGCCUGAAGGCAAAGAAAUUUUGGAGGGAGAGGAGGAGUAUAUGUACGACAGUGAAUAUGAGGAAUUUCCUGGACUUUCUGAAGAGGAAGAUCCUGAGCCAGACCGAAAAGUCAAGUUCUCAACAGCUCCUAUCAAGGUUUUCAGUACUUACUCAAAUGAAGAUUAUGAUAGACGUAACGAAGAAGUUGACCCUGUAGCAGCCUCAGCUGAGUACGAACUUGAGAAAAGAGUGGAAAAAAUGGAAGUGUUUCCUGUGGAAAUCGAAAAAGGUGACAGCGGUCUGGGUAUCAGUAUUAUUGGAAUGGGAGUUGGUGCUGAUCAGGGACUAGAAAAACUGGGCAUUUUUGUAAAAACAAUAACAGACGGUGGAGCUGCUCAGAGAGAUGGACGAAUUCAAGUAAAUGAUCAGAUUGUUGAGGUUGAUGGCAUAAGUCUAGUUGGAGUUACUCAGUUCUUUGCAGCUACUGUACUAAAAAACACCAAAGGCACAGUGAGGUUUCUGAUUGGCAGAGAAAAGCCAGGGACUCAGAGUGAAGUAGCCCGCCUCAUUAGUGAGACUUUAGAGCAGGAGAGAUGUCUGUAUGAGCAGCACUAUGUUCAUGAUGAUACAGAGCAGGAUGAUGACUAUGAUGACGAUGACGAUACAUAUGAAUCACAUUUACAUGAAAAAUCUGUAGAAGUUUUUGAUCUUCCUGAAAAUGAAGAUAUCAGUUUACCGCUGGAUAUGGAUUCAGCACAGUCUCUUCUUAAAUUUAAAGAGCUACAACUAAAACAUGCAGUAACAGUAGCUGAAGUGAACCAAUUGAAGGAGAAGUUAAAAAUUGUUGAAGCAGAAAAAGCUGAAUGGAAAUUAAAUCGAACCCAACUUCAGCAAAACCUAGAGGAAAACAAAGAGAAAAUUAAAAAGUUAGAGACUUACUGGUUGGAAGCUCAGAGUUUAUGCAAAACGGUGAAUGAGCAUCUUAAAGAAACUCAAGAACAAUAUGAUGCCCUUGAAAAGAAAUAUAACAAGGCCAAGAAAUUGCUCAAAGAUUACCAACAAAAAGAAAUGGAAUUUAUGAAGAAAGAGGAGGAUCAUUCAAGGGUACUUGAAGAGAGAGAUCAGAAGUAUGCAGAACAGCUGAAAAUACAUCAGGAAAAGAUUACAGAGCUUGAAAAUAAACUAAAAGUAUAUGAAAGAAUGCCAUAUAUGUUUGGAGGUGGCAGUUUAUUGGAAGAUGUCUGUCAAAAUGCAGGCCAGUAUAAUGAGCAGUCAAAGAUAAGAGAAGAAAAUGAAAAAGAAACAGAAUCAGUAGAGGAAAGACUAAAUUCUUCAGAGAUGUUAAUUUCUGAUUUUGAUGCUUUUGUUGGGGAUACUCCCAGGUUAGACACCAGUGCCCACAAAGCAAAAGCUCAGCUUGCUUUGAAAGUAAAACGCCAGCCACCUUCUCGAUCAAAGCUGAAAGAAUCUCUUGGUGCUGGACAACAGGCUGCAAAUCUACAGGAUGAGGAUUCAGAAGAUCCUAUUCUCAACAGAGAAGCUUCUGCUGCAUACAUAACACAGACCUUAGAAAUAAGUGAAAAAUUAACUCUGCCCCACUUGGAUGACAUAAAUCGAAAAAGUGAAAAGCCUGAACAAAGAGAAAGCACAGAAAGUCCAUUAGAGUCAAGCCCUUCUGCUUCCACACACUCUUCUCCAGUACACAAACCAAACAACGAAAACAGCACAACCACCACUCAUUCACCUCCUCCUGAAGAGAUGGCUCCAAAUUCUCCGCAAGGGUAUACCAAGAAUAUUAAGCAAAGAGAAGCAAAAGGGAAAGGAAAAGAGACCAGGGAAGAAAAGAAAAAUGAAGACAAAACAGAAGCAAAUGAAGGAACAUCAUCAGGGAAGUCCAAGAGGCGAUUUCCAGAUUUUGGUGGAUUGCGGAAAUCUGGGGGCAAGGGCAAGAAACAAGAAAAAGAAAAUCUAAGAGGUUCGCUGGAUAGCAGAGGUUCUCGAGAACUGUUGGAUGACUCUGGCAACAAUCUAUCCGCAUCAGAUUCAGAUUCUCCUGUUCCUACUUGUAUGCCUUUCUCGUGGUUUGGAGACAGUCACAAGGAGCCUCAGAUUUCUAGUAGUAGUCUGCACUUUCCUCAGAGUGGACAGGACAGUUGCGAACAUGGUCAAGAGAAGAACAGAAGCAAGGCAUUAGAUGAUGAAUUUACAACAACAGGAAAACAAAAUCAAUGGCACAAUAGACCUAUUUCUGAAUGGACCACCCAGCAAGUAUGCCACUGGCUAAUGGGAAUGAACAUGGAGCAGUAUAUUACGGAGUUCACAGCUAUGAACAUAGAUGGCCAGCAGUUAAUGCAACUCGACAGUGAGAAGUUAAAGGCUCUGGGAGUUUCCAGUCAAAAUGACCGAUCAACAAUAAAGAAAAAAAUUAAGGAUAUUAGAAAAGCACAAGAAAAACUGGAAAAACAAAAGGAAAAAUUUCAAAAGAAGGAGAGAGAAGUUCGCAAGACUGGUAGAGUGGUAACCACUCUUGAAUCAAGCUGCUAAGGUGACCCUGCUUUGUUUUAGUUCAAAUUGCUUCACCUUGAAGUUCUGCAGAUUUGUAUAUAAUUGUACAAUUGAGGGAGGAGGGAAAGUGCAACAGUUUAACAUGGUAGGGUUUUUUUACUUUUUAAUAAUAGUCCCUCCCCAUUACAACGCAAUAAAAUGAAAUGUUUUCAGUAUUUUUAUUCCUAGUUGACUCUGCCUGUACUAAUACUAAUUUAACUUCCUGCCUUAAUAUUUGUGCUUCUAAGACCUCAUGUGCCCUUUUCGUUGAAAUUUCUACAUGUUUGUGAAAAGUAGAAUACUGUGUUUAAAAUCAUUCCAAUAUUAGUCAACUAGAAUUUCGUAGAGUUGAAUCUGAUAGAGGGACAAUAGAAAAAUCCUGCCAACAAAUUCAGUCUGUGACAGUCUGUUUAUCUGUUGCCACUAAAGAUGUAUAGUAAAAAUUGUUUAAGAAAACAGUAAUGUCAAAUUAAUUUAAAAAGAAAGCAUGUAUUUCAAAUUUAUGAAGUAUUUUCUUUAAAUUCUUGUAUUUUUGGCAUGAUCUGUUUCAUGCGAAGUCCACUGUAGUACCACUUUGUUUUUGAAUUCCAUGUGUUGCAAUUUAGUGAGAAAAUAACAAGAAAUAUUAAGUAGUUUCACAAACUACAUAUCCUAAUCAUAGUAUUCAGUUUUCCACACACUACCCUUAUGGUGUUGGGACAAGGUUUAAACCUAUAAAUAAGAUCUUUUUUAACCUAUUUUUUCCUAAAUAAUACAUAGUUUUAUAGAUUUAUGCUACAAGUAAGAUCAAUUUGCAAUACAUGUAUUUCUCUUUUCUACUUGCUACAAGAUUUUUGCGGACCAAAUUUAUAUAUUUGCUAAUUUUAAAAUACGCUGUUUUUCAAACUUAAAAUACUGAGGGAAGAAUUGUAGGAAAAACUACCACCGAAGCACUGGGUUUCUGCAUUGUAUUUAAAUAUGUUCAAUUGUAGACUACAAAUUGUUUCUUUUUAAAGGAGGAUUUGAUAUGCCAUAUAGUUUAGAACAUGAAUUGGUGUUUUGUAUAUUUACCUACUCUUUGAUAGAUAUUACAACAGCACUUCUUUAUUUAGAUUAUUCCAGAAACAAACUAAGUAUCAGUUCCACCAUAAAAUGGACUAGAACAAAACUUACAUCAUUUGUGUAUGUGGACCAAGUUCUCCUUUAAAUCUAUGGACUGUUUUUCAUUUUAAUUAAAUGAAUGGACUUCACUA